AUGUUCAAGUUUGAUGUUCGGGUUGACGAGUGUGAUAAAGAUGAUAAUUUUAAUGACACUUUCUAUCAAAAAGAUUCUCGAAGUUACUUGUACCAAGAGGAAACUUCCUCACUUAAUUGCCACGAAGCCACAGAAAUUUUACCUUCGCAAUCUAUUCUGGACAAUGUCGACGUCUAUCGUCUGCAACGUCAUACUAAAAUAUUGAAGAAUGUUUGUAUAUCACAUUUAAGCGGCGGUUUUUUAUUAGGGGACAUAAGCAAUGCCUCUAAGUCAGAUAUUAAGAAAGCCCACGACCAACAUUCUGAUUUAGUGCCAGGCGUUUAUGAGGGUGGUGCAAAGAUCUGGGAGUAUACUGAUGACAUUUUAAAUUUUAUGGCUGAAAUGUACUCUCAAGAUUGGUGGACGCCCAAAAGAGUACUUGACUUGGGCUGCGGUGCUGGUUUAGUGGACAUUUACGCCUACAAACAAGGGGCUCGUGUCGAUUUUCAAGAUUGUGUAUGUGUUAUUACUAUACCUAAUCUAUUGAUCAACAUCACCGAGCAAAUACCGUUAGAGCAAGUCUUCGACAAUGUGAAAUUUUAUUCAGGUAAUUGGAGCGAAUCGACAGAGUCCUGCAAAGGCUCCUAUAUUUAUGAUGUUAUUUUAACCAGCGAAACUAUAUACAAUCCCAGAAAUCAAGAUAAACUGUUACGUUGCCUAAAAGAUAAAUCAAAACUGAACGGCGUCGAUAUUUUGGCUGCGAAAACUCAGUUGGUGGAGAACUCCAUCAAUUCGAAGCACUAUUAA
Molecule: messenger RNA, 786 nt
Organism: Glossina fuscipes
Lineage: Eukaryota; Metazoa; Arthropoda; Insecta; Diptera; Glossinidae
Product: histidine protein methyltransferase 1 homolog
Exons: 3
Coding region: 1-786 (261 amino acids)
Biological process (GO): peptidyl-histidine methylation, to form tele-methylhistidine
Molecular function (GO): protein-L-histidine N-tele-methyltransferase activity
Source: RefSeq, a predicted model, not a curated record